Molecule: messenger RNA, 9313 nt
Organism: Syzygium oleosum
Lineage: Eukaryota; Viridiplantae; Streptophyta; Magnoliopsida; Myrtales; Myrtaceae
Product: disease resistance protein L6-like
Exons: 5
Coding region: 4964-8017 (1017 amino acids)
Biological process (GO): signal transduction; defense response
Molecular function (GO): ADP binding; ATP hydrolysis activity
Source: RefSeq, a predicted model, not a curated record
UGGCUUCAAUGCGAUUUUACUGCUUACAUUAAAGACGUGACUUUUACAUAUAUAUUUGUAUAUAGUAGAGAAGUACUGACUUAGGAUGGAUUUGACAAUAUGAUUUAUGCAUGUUUAGGGCGGGGAGGAGAAUGUAGCAUUUACAGGAGUAAGAACGUCUUUGAUAAUGAUAUAAUGGAAGAUUCAUAAGCCGGUUAGAGCCACAUUUAUCUGUUUAACAAAAUGGUUUUUAAGUGGAUAUGAACAGAAGUGGUCAUUCCGUACUCUGGUCCAAAUUGUGUGGCUUGACUUUCGCUUGCCAUCUGAAAACAAUUUAAUUGCUACCAGUCAAUCAGCGAUAGGGGAUACCAGUUGGUCAAUACUAAUUCGAGACUUAUCGUUUACUACUGAUUGGCUGAUUGGUCCUCUCUCUCUCUCUCUCUCUCUCUCUCUCUCUCUCUUCUCACUUUAUCUUUCGCAUUCAGCCACUCUCUUGCUGAACAAUUCGAGACUAUCGUCUACUGAUUAGUCCUCCCUCGCUUUCUCUUCUUUUCCCUCUUGAAAGUUCUCACCCAGGCUUGUUCAGGGUCUCCUCUCUCCGAUCUCGCACCUCUCUUCGCAUCACAGCUCGCGGGAGUCUAUAGGAGAUGUGGGGUGGCUGCUGAACAGCAGUGGAGGGUCUUCUAUUCUCUCUUUUGGAGACGUUGUAGCCUGUUAACAGGUAUGUCCCCAGCUCAGAUUUUGACUUCGGUGAAAGAAGAAAGCCCUUUGUUUUGGACUUUAGAUGUGGCUAAUCCUAUGAUGGCCUUGCUUUUUGAUUGUUAGUUGCAUUGUAAUUCGGUAUUUGAUCUUUUGUUGAACUAGAACGAGCAAGUCUGCAAGCGCGCUAGACUCUAUUGCGAGCAAAAUUGCCACAUUUCGAUUGAAUCCAUAGACCAUUAUUUUUUAUGUGUUGUGAGGUUUCUCUGUGUUUGAAGGUCCUAGAUCAAUUUAUAGAAAAAUAAAACAUAAAAAUAAAAGUAGGCCACUUCCAGGGUCGACUAGUUUGGUUCUCGGUUACAAAAACGGAGAACCGAUUAUUACAGAAUCAAUUCCCGAUUCUUAGGUUAGAACCUACUCAUCCUGAAACCGAUCAUCUUAAGAGUAAGUCUUCUCUUAAGGAGAUUUCAUUUGACAAUUUUACCUCCCUACAGAACAUUCCAAAUGAGUAAUCUUCUUAAGAUUUUUUACAUGAUAUCCAAUAGUAAGAAAAAAAAAACCUAUUUGAUCUUAUGACGCACACAUGAAAACAAUCAAAUAAAUCAAGCCAUACAUGCAGAGUAGGAGAUUCACCAAGCUUUAUAUCACUCAUUUCUUACACCUCUUUUGUUACAAACAGUAAAUUCAUUCUUCAAAACGUGACUAAUCAAUUUAACCUGACUUAUCACAAAUUUAGCCGAUAGUCCUAUUCUACUUCCAUUUAAUUGGAUAAAAAAAAUCUUUAUGGUGAUAUUCUCAAGGUGUGCCCUCCAACAAAAAUGGGGACAAGCACUCAACACCAUUGUUUCAAACCUUGGUCGUCUCUGAAUUUUCCUUAGCAGCUUCCUUUUUCUUCCUUUCUUAUCUUCUUCUCCUCCUUACAUCGAAUCAAUACCUAAUUUCUAAUCGUUCAGACUAACAUGGAGAAAGGGCAAAGUUAGAGCAACGCAAACAUAGAGAUGCACCGUCUCAUUUCAGGUUGUUCCUUUGCGGUGCUUCUUGCGUCUCUAUCCUCGUAUUCACUAAUCUCAAUAAGAAGAAAAAGAGUGCAUAAAAAGAGAGAACUGAGGGAGCAUCCGCUCCUCCGUUUGGUGCCAUCUAAUAAAUUAUAGCUCUAUUUUACAGACAAGAUAUCAAUCAACUCUUUAGAUUUGAAAAUUUGAAAUGAAAGGCUCGGUGAUAACAUACCAGUUCAAAAUAAAUUCAUUUCACAUGGAAUGGUAGCAUGUGGUGCCGGCGUGGAAUAGAUAAAACAUAAAAAAACCACGAGCAUUUGUUUAUCUGAACCUCACAUUUCCAACUUCAUUAAGAAUAUGACAAUUUUAAACAAGAUUAAAAUAUAAAAUCACAUCCACAAUUACUAGUUCGGUCCUUUCUUGACGUCUUUCACACAUUUCUAAUUCCGUUUCAAAUCAAUUAUUAUCUUUUGAUUGAUAUAUAAAAUUCUGAUUUUCAAUAACCAAAUAAAAACCGAACGUAUGCUUAUAUUUUUAAUUGAAUGCAAUAUACUAAUUCUAGUUCUUUAUAGCCAAAAUGAAAAAUUAAUGUACACGUUACUCGUGAGUGGAUCAAGCCAACAAGUUUGACUUGAAUAAGGUGAGGUCCAAAAGAAGAUAAGGCGAUGACUAAAAGCAUAUGCAACUGCUCCUUGUCCAUCAAUUACCAAUUAAUUAAAGAUUUCAUGUUCAUUUUUUCUUGCGUGGUAACAGAUUCAUGUUCAUACUUGUUUGUAGAGAUUAGUUCAUCGAUCCUUUUAUGCAGCAGAAAAGCAUCUUUCGUUCCAACUUUCGCCCUUAGAUUGCCAUGCACAAAGGGUAGAGUGAGAGAGAGAGGAAAAUUGAUAACACUUCAUUCUCUUUUUUUACUUUUAAUUUGUGUUCAUGAAGGUUUCUAUGUGUCUUGAAUUCAUAAUUCAAAAGCCUUUUGGACGUUACCUCUAAAUAUUGCUGCUUUCUUCUAAAAGUAAGCCCGUACACUUCAUUCCCUUCUUUUCUAUGUUUUUUUUCCUAAAUCAUCUUUUAUUUUUUGAAUAUUUCGCAUACUUCUUUUUUCAUUGGUUUACUGACUUUUCAAGAGUUGAAUGAUAUGCCAACAAAAUUGUAAUAAAAAAAUGACCCGGAAAAGAACUCAAGGACUGUGUCCAAGUAUUUCAUAUAUCAUUAGUAACUUAUUACUAGUGUGUUAUGCUCAUUUGGUGUCAUUUAACAAAUUAUAGCUCUAUUUUGCAAACAAUAUAUCAAUCAAUAAUAAUAUAAAUUUGAAAGUUUGAAGUGAAUAGCUUGGUAACAUCAUAUCAUAGAUUCAUCUUAUAUAAAAUUAUUGGCAUGUGGGGCCAGCAUGAAAUAGAUAGGAGAGAAAUGACAACGACCAUUUGUUCAAUUCUACCUCACAUUUCCAACUUCAUUAAGAAUAUGACAAUUUUAAAUAAAAUUAAAAUAUGAAAUCACCGAAUUUGAACCAAUAAAAGAAGUGAAGCAACCGACCCCAAAACGAAUAGAGAAGCAACAUUCACACAAAAAGAGAAAAGAACAUGAGAGAGAGAGAGAGAGAGAGAGAGAGAGAGAGAGAGAGAGAGAGAGGAAGCAAGAACAAAGACGGUCUAAGAUUGAUUGAAGUUAAGCAAGAGGGACAGUACCGUGUUCCAAGUCAUUGGAAGAGUGAGGAACGUAUCAGCUUGUCAGGAAAGCUCAAGUUUUCUUGGAGAAAUAAGGCCAAGAGGCCUUUACACUUUUAGCAAUUCCUUGUUUUCUUUAUUCGGAAAAAAAAAUCAAGUGAAGGUUUUGUCGGGCAAUCCUUAAAGACCACAAAAAUUCAAAGACUUUGGACAUUCUUUUUUCAUCAUUGAUUUUUGUGAGCGAUCAUGUUACUAAAGGUACUACUAACAAUUCAUGUUGUGUCAUGUUAAUUUUGUCAUGACGAGUUAGGAUAUAACACGAAUAUGGCAAAACCCAAAUAAGAUGCGUUUAGUAAACGCAUUGAACUGCCACAAUACGAACACGACACUUAAUAAAGCAGAUCAGACGACACAACACGACAAAUGAAAUUAUUAAACGUGUCACCAUAUGAAUGUCAACACGACACCAUGCAAUAUGCUAACUUGUAUACAUGCAAAAAGAUGCAACACAUUGCAUUACAUUUAAAGAAAGUGCAAAAUUGCUUCGCUUGAUAUUCCAAUUACAAGUGAGACGCAAACUUUUGUAUUAAUAUUAACCCUAUGUAAGAGCCAUAAAAUUUUAUCUCACAAAAAGCCCCAAAUUUCGAAAUACUAAAGCCAUAAAUUUCAGAAUCUAAAAUUAAGAGCAAAAAAACAAGUAGACCAUGAAAGAAGAGAGGGAAAGCUAAACUUCCUCGAAAUAUGUUUGGACACAUGUUGGGUGGAAAUGAUGUAAAUGGAACUUAAUUUCAUUGAUAGACUUAAUUAUCCUUCAUUCUAUUCAUCCUUAAAAAGGAAGUAAGGCCACUUUUGGAAGAAAAGUGCAAUUUUUGCAUUUCCUCUCAUAUCUAUGCACUUUUAGAAAGAUAUAAAAUGUGGACCCAAAAGGAAGUAUUUCCUUUUCAUUUAGAAUCAUUUUUAUCGACUUCCUUCAUAAUUUAAACAGUUGAGCAAUUGAAAAUUUUUCCUCGUUUAAUAUUUAAGCUUUAGUUAAUUUUAUAUAUGAACUAUGCCUAAAACUUGAAACCCACCAAAUUAAAAACGUGAUUGAUGGAAAUUUCCUCCAAUUAGGAAAGUGCACGCAUCUAGAGGAUGAGGUUUAUUGGGCAACAAUUAAUUGGCACUGGGAUUAAACAGAAGGCAUUGUGAAAAUGAGGUUCCUACAUAAUUUCAAUAUCUUGAAAUAUCAUAGAUGUGCGUGAAGUUACAUAGUUGUUCGAAUGUGUUUUAAGGAAGUUUACUAAUUACACUUCGAUCUGUUUAAAUACUUGAAUGUGUUUCAACUAUGUGUUUCUGAACAAGUAAAUGAUGUGGGCUUUUUGGGGGCCUCUUUAGGGCCACCUUAUCUUCCGCAGUGAAACGACAUCAGCUUACUUAACUGAAGGCCGCAUCUUCAUUACCUAUCUCUUUCUCAAGAACACGAACCUUCUUCAGCAUUGCCUCGGGGAGAAAUAAACCUACACGUUAUUCGGAGUGGACCAAGCCAGCAAAGCAUUUGCAAAAAAGCAUCCUAAAAGCAUCUUUCGUUGUUCAUCAAUCCUUUUGAGCAGCAGAAAAGCAUCUUUUCGUUUCAAAUUUCGCCCUCAGAUCACCAUGGGCAAUGGGCAGAGUCAGAGAAAGAGAGCAGAGGAAGAGAUCACUGAGGGAGCAUCCACUUCUUCGUUCAUCUCCCCGGUACUCACAGGACAAGGUGACGAUCAAUACGACGUAUUCUUGAGCUUUAGAGGCUCAGAUACUCGCAAGAAAUUCACCGAUCAUCUCUACCAUAGACUGGUCAGCGUAGGGACUGUACCUCUUUCCGUGUUCAAGGAUGAUAACAGCAUCCCAAUUGGCGAGGAAUUUGGUUCACAGAUUCUCGGUGCCAUCUCACGGUCUAAGAUUUCAAUCCCCAUCAUCUCCAAAAAUUAUGCUACGAGCAAAUGGUGCCUCCGUGAACUCAUUCAUAUGAUGGACCGUAAGAAUAGCAUGUCACACAUAGUGUUGCCAAUUUUUUAUGAAGUGAAACCAUCAGAUGUGCGGGAUCUAAAAGGAAGUUUUGGGGAGGCCUUCCGUUUGAGCCAGGCGCGUUUUGAGGAGAAGGAUAUCAAGGAAGGGCGACAAGCCCUUAAUGAAGUCAGUUACUUAAAUGGAUGGGAAUCUGAGAAAUUUGCCGACGGGCAUGAGGGAAAAUUAAUAGAACGUGUGGUUGAAACUGUUAUAAGUAAGUUACAGGAAGAUUUUCAGCUGGAUGUGCCUAAGCAACUAAUUGGACUUGAGGGUCGUCUUGAGGAAAUUAUGAAUUGGGUGGACAGUCCUUCCAUCCGUGCUCGAAUGAUUGGAAUUUAUGGCAUGGGCGGGAUAGGCAAGACAACUCUUGCCAAGCACAUCUACAAUCAACUCUCAAAUAAAUUUGUGCAUAUCAGCUUCAUUCUAGAUGUUCGAGAAACUACCAGGUGCCACGGUAUUACGUAUUUACAGAAUCAACUUAUAUCGGAUAUACUACGAAGCAAAAGUCAAGUGUCUAGAAUUGAUGAUGGAAUUAACAUAAUCAAAUCUAGAUUCAAAGGAAAAAAGGUUCUCAUUCUUCUCGAUGAUAUAGAUGACAAGAAUCAACUGGAUGCGCUGGCUAGGGAACAAAAUUGGUUUAUGGCAGGUAGCAUGAUCAUUGUUACAACUAGAAAUAAAGCUGUUCUUGAUCAAUCUGAAUUCGAGGUAGAAUACAAGUAUGAAUUGAAUGGAUUGGAUGAGGUGCAUUCUUUGCUUUUGUUUAACAAACACGCAUUUCGUACGGACCAUUCUUCAAGGGACUUUGAGGGUAUAUCUCGUGAUAUCACAUCCACCAUGGGCGGGCUUCCCUUGGCACUUAAGGUUGUAGGUUCAUACUUGUAUAAAAAAACGGAUCGAAAAGUAUGGGAAGAUGUGCGGAAGCAAUUAAAAAGCCAACCACAUAGAGAUGUCCAAAAAAUAUUGCGAAUAAGUUAUGAUGCAUUAGAAGAUGGACAUAAGCAGAUUUUUCUCGAUAUUGCUUGUCACUUUAUUGGCCAAAUUAGCAAUUAUGCCAUGUACAUAUGGGAGGACGAUAGGCUUUAUCCAAGUCAAGGAAUUGAAGAGUUGAAGUUGAGAUGCUUAAUUAAAAUUGGAGAUGGUGGUUGGUUUGAGAUGCAUGAUCAAUUGAGAGAUCUUGGAAGGAGCAUUUUUUGCGAAGGACAACUGCUUGACAAACGUAGCGGACCAUGGGACAACAACUACAAGGGAACCUCAAAAAUACUAAGCAAUCAAUGGGGACGCUGCUGGUUCCAUGACUUCUUGAGGGGAGCUUCAAUCGGAGACUCCAACGAACUCCUUUCUGAAAUAAGAUGGCUUCAGUGGGAGUUCGGGGAAGACGAUCCGCCUCUUCCGACGACCGGUUUGCAUCUACUGAACUUAUCGGUACUGGAAUUGGGCGAGAACCACAUCACAGAGGAUUGGGAAGGAUGGAGGAGUUCAUUCAUGACGGCAAAGCGGCUACUAGUUCUCGACCUUACAUGGUGCAGUGGUUUAAGAUGUACUCCUGAUCUCUCGGCUUUUACGCAGUUGAAGAUCCUCAUCUUGAGAUAUUGUUCCAGACUGGAGCAUCUCCACCCUUCUAUUGGCAAACUCAAGAGUCUUGUUUCCUUGGACUUGAGUGAAUGUAAAAGACUGAAGGGGCUACCAGAGGAAGUGGGCGAAUUAAUAGAUUUAGAAGAACUUCUAUUAUAUGAUAGUGGUAUUAUAGAGAUCCCUACGUUUAUUGGUUCUCUGAGGAAGCUGAAGACACUGAACACCUACGGGUGUGAGUCACUGAGAGAAAUCUCUAGCUCAAUUGGGGAUUUAAAGAAUUUGCAAUUUCUGGACGUCAGUUAUUCUCGGCUUGAAAAGCUUCCCAAUUCUAUUGGGGAUCUUUGUUCUCUCCAGCGCCUUGAGCUGCAUCGCUGUCACAAGCUUCGGUCGCUGCCGCGGCUUUCUAGCCUAAUCCACCUAGAAAAACUCCGUCUUUGGGAAUGCCAUCUACUUGAAGACAUCUCCGAGCUUCCCUCGAGACUCUUGAAACUCUAUAUUUGGCUGUGUCGUAAGCUGAUAUUGCUUAAGCUCGAUGGAUUGAAGAACUUGGAAACAUUUUCAAUAAAAGAUUGCAGUUCAAUUGAAAGAUUGGACCUUUCACAGUUAAUUCGUCUGAAACGAUUAUGUGCUGCAGGUUGCGAUAACCUAGUUGAAAUUCAGGGCCUUGAAAAUUUGGAGUUCUUGGAGCGCAUAUCUAUAUUUGAUUGCAAUUCCAUUGAAAGGCUUCUCUGUCCAGAAUCAACGUGUUUGAAGGAAUUAGUGGCUGUCAGGUGCAACAAUCUAGUCAAAAUUCGAGGUCUUGAUGGUGCGAAGUUCUUAGAAGCGUUGAAUGUUACAGGAUGCGAAUCAAUGGAGACUUUGCCAGAUUUGACGGGAUGUGAGAGGUUACAAUAUCUAGUAGUUCGAGAUUGCAAGAAACUUACUCAGCUUCGGGGACUUGAAAAGUUGGAUUUAAUUGAUUUGAAUAUCUCUGGUUGUGACUCAUUGGAAGCAAUACCGAAAUUAUCCGGAACAUGCCUCUUUAGAAAUUAUGAAGGACGGCUAUCUUACUACUUAUUGAAUGAUCAUUCCUCAACAGAGAGUGAUUGAUGUUUCCUCAACAGAGGUAAAUAAGAAGUGAACAAUCAUUUUUCUUCUGAGAUUCAUGACCUACUUUUCAUCACUAUCUCCUUUUGACAAGAAGGUUUCCCAUUCUGUACUUUCCUAAAUUGCUUGUCUAACAUGAUUGAAGGAGUGGGGGAGUUGGUCAUAGAAGCUGACAUGAUGCUUCAGCCAAGAUCAAAAUUUAGACCCAAAUGUCAACAGAAGGCAUUGGUCAGCUAGUAAGAUUCUUCAUCCUCGAACGGCCAACGUGAACGAAUAGAGUAAUACUUUUCUCGAAGCUCUAUAUUUUAAGAAUGAUUUGCUCCACACUGGGUAUCUAUUUGAUUGAUUUUGGAAACUCCGGAUUUGCCUACAUAUUACGUUAUAUCAAUGUUUUUCAUUUAUCCUUCCAUUGGCAGCUUUUGUAGACUGCGAACGGAUUAGCGGCUUGUGAGGCAAGGAUGAAAAUAUCAAACAUAGAUAAACAAGAAUUCCCUAGUGAUUUACAGUUUCCCUCUCUGUAAACCCGGGAUUUGAAAUUUUCUUCUAGAGGCUGAUGAUCUUCUGCCACUCAAUAUUGUAAACUACACCCCAGAUUUUCCCUGUCCAAAAUUCAUAUUUUCUUUGAAAAAUCCUUGGCCAUUUUGAGUUCCUUUGUGAGUUGCCUUGUGUCAAAUUUGACUAAUGGCAUAUGUCCUGUUUGGGACAAAGGCCAUUCGGUUUUUCGUGAUAAACAAAAACCCAGUCAAGUUUCUUAAUGUUCCCUUUAUGUUCCUCUUGAACCUUCUAAGAAGGGCUUCAAUUCCCAGUAAGUAUGAUGAACUGAGCUAAAAUAAAAUAUAAGGUUCAAGUGUUUCUGGUUGGUGAUAAAAAAAAAUGUUAAAGCAGUUUUGGCUAGUCUGUCAUAUAUGAAUGUACACCCCCUUAACAUUACCAGUAGUCAAACUGUUGUUUUGAAAUAUUAUCAAGCAAGGUAAACUAGUGUUGCUGCUUCUGUGACAGGUUUGGUUGGUCUAUGUAAUGAUCAAGGCUUACUUUGGGACUUCAAUUCAAUCAGCUGUAUUGAUGACCUUUUGCAUAAUUGGACAAUUUUUUGCCCAUCUGUGAAACAAGCUAGGGCAAGGAGCUCAAGAAUUUGCUAAUUAGUUUACAUCCCAUUUGAUCCUAUUGUUGUCAUGAAAUUACUUUUCACAUGACUGAUUUGGGUGUGGCUCACUUGGCUGAGAAACUUCAAAUUCCAGACUUGAGACCAAUCAAAAUGAAGAAAAGGGAUUUUGCAGAGGAAGCAUCAGCAACAGCUGA